AUGGCGCCGAAAAACCUCAACAACUCAUACACACCCCCUUCGCAACCCCAUCUCAAGCCUAUCAUUAUUUGCGGCGUUAUUAUGGCGCUCUGCGCUGCUCCUACACCAGCUUUCCUCAAGCCCUAUAACGUCAAUUCCCCGCUUCCGGAGAAUGUUGCUACAGCUGGUCGAUGGAUCCAGACUGGCUUGUUUUACUUCCUCUAUGGUGCACAUGCCGUUGAGACGGCCAUGUUUAUGAAGAGACUGAAAGAGCACGGUGUUGGUUUCAUGAGUGCGGCAUGGUGGAAGUGGAUGGGAACGUGUUUCGUCGGUGGGAAAUUCUGCUUCGAGCAUUUUGACAGGCUGGUUGGUAAGAAGGCGUAG
Molecule: messenger RNA, 363 nt
Organism: Alternaria atra
Lineage: Eukaryota; Fungi; Ascomycota; Dothideomycetes; Pleosporales; Pleosporaceae
Exons: 1
Coding region: 1-363 (120 amino acids)
Source: RefSeq, a predicted model, not a curated record